Messenger RNA from Rotaria socialis, 927 nucleotides. NCBI's taxonomy places the organism in Eukaryota, Metazoa, Rotifera, Eurotatoria, Philodinida, Philodinidae. The record is from the annotation of a GenBank genome assembly.
AUGACCAAUCGUAAAUAUACUUGGGCACCAUUGGUUGAUGAUGAUAUGUUUAUUGCAACUUGGUCACCCACAGACGAGGAAUUGCGUCGCAUCAAGGAGUUUCAAGAAUAUGAACGGCAAGGCACUGCUUUUGAAAACUUCCUUAGAUUUGGAUCUGGAACGGAACCAAGUGUGGUAUUCGAUGAAGUUCUCUUCCUGGGCACGUUGAAUCAUGGAUCCAAUUUAGAUUUACUUGAACGAUUAAAAAUCGUGCAUAUCAUUAAUGUAAGCGAAACGGAUGCCAGCGACAAAUUUCCGAGCAAUCAUUUUGAUAUCGUUUACAUUCCAAUGGAGGAUGAUGUUCGAACAAAUAUUAAACAGCAUUUUAAUCGUACCAAUGAACUGUUACAUAGUUAUUACAUGAAGAACGAGCGCUGUCUCGUUCAUUGUGCUGCUGGAGUUUCCAGGUCAGCAACUAUUGUCCUAGCGUAUCUAAUGAAAUAUCAUCAUAAUACAGUUACAGAAGCUUUUCGUUAUCUAGUCGAAAAGCGUCCUCAAAUAUGGCCAAAUCAAGGUUUCAUGCUACAAUUAAUACAUUAUGAAAAUGAACUGAUUAAAUCACGUGAAAUUUUAUCAACUUCCGAGACAAGUGAAGCAUUUAACUCCACUGCUGUACCGUCGGCCAAUGAUGCGAAAAAUCCAAUUGAAACAUUGCACGAAUUCAAGAACAAUCAAAGUAAUGAUCCAUGCACAUGGAAUGAUUCAAUAAGUAAUGAUGAUGAAUUUUUCAUGGAGUUCGAUGAUCGAGAUUCUAGUAACUGUGGUGAUGAUAUUGUUCUUGAUGAAAAAUCUAUGGAAUUAACAUUUCGAAGUUUGUCAUCAUCACAUACACGUGAUCAUAUGAACAUAUUAGAAAAAAUAUGCCCUCUGGUGCUAGCCAAACAUUAA